Spinacia oleracea (spinach) is the source of this 1605-nucleotide messenger RNA. RefSeq lists its product as uncharacterized. Bases 138 to 1406 code for a protein of 422 amino acids. Lineage: Eukaryota; Viridiplantae; Streptophyta; Magnoliopsida; Caryophyllales; Amaranthaceae. Gene Ontology annotation, cellular component: catalytic step 2 spliceosome. The transcript is spliced from 10 exons. The record is from RefSeq and is a predicted model, not a curated record.
CAAGGUUUUAUCACUUAGCGUUUCCCAACUCCAAACUACAAUUAGCGGAGGGUUUUAGAAAACCCAGAACAGAUUAGCUUAAAACGUUGAAGAGUGAAUAAAACGGUGAAGCAGCACCAAACCUUAAACUCUCAACAAUGGCGGACGUCACCGUGGAGAAAACCGAAGAGGAGCUCCGCAAAGAGCUCGAAGCUCUGCAACGCCAACAUCGCGAGAUUUCAGAGCGUAUUAAGGAUCCAAGAGGACUUCGUCGGGGAGGAUUUACAGGCAACGCUCCCAGGAAUUUCGGCCCUAAUCCUUCACUUAAACGUGGUUUUGUUCCUGUUGAUAGGUCGAAUUUGAAGGACGAGCCUCCUGCAAAGCGUCGAUUGAGUUCCGCAGUUGUCAAGGUGGAUGAUGAUGGGGAGGCGUCUAAAGGAGAAACCCCAGUCAGUGAAGGGCAAAGUGAGGGUCCUGCUGCUGGUGUUUCUGCUCCGUUGAGCAGGAAUGAUCAGAGGUCUUCAGUUUUACAGGCGAAUCCUGUAUUUUCUAUGAAAACUGGUGGUAUACAAGCAGAAAAUGGAAUUGAUCAUCAAGUGAAGGAGGUUCCACGAGUUUUGCCUAAGGACGAGGAUCCAAGAUUGGUUAAUAGGAAUAGGAGGAUGUUGGGUCGACUUUUGGGGACGCUGGAGAAAUUUAAGAAGGAAGACAUGCAACUAUCAGGGACAGAUGCAUAUAUGCGAAGAUCAAACUCCCUGCAAAGGGCUGAGGAAAAAGCACGUGAAGAAAGUGAUAAGCUGCGACAACAAGAGCGCGAGCGAAUUGCUGAAAACAGGAAGCGCGAUUUGGUACUUAGAGCUCGUGUAGCUGCCAAGUCUGAAGAGAAGAAGCUGGAACUGCUGUUUCUUCAAUGGAGCGAGCACCAUAAGAAGCUUACGAAUUUUUUAAGGACAAAAACCGAGCCACAAAUUUAUUACAUGUUUGCUAAGCCACCAACGGAAGAGGAUGCCGAACUAAGUGGACAAAAGAAAGAGCAGGCAUUUUUGGAAUGGAAGACUGCCAGGAGGGUGGAGCUUUCUGCCUAUCAGAAAGAAAUCAAUGAACAGUAUAUUGCUAAUGUGGAAAAAGAUCUGGAUAGGUGGUUGACUGCAAGAAAAUCAAGAAAUCCAAACAAUGAUGCAAACUUGCAGGAAACCAUGGACAAAGAGUUGGAAACACAUAGGCUAGAACAUGGGCCUAAGGCACGAAAAAUCCCUGGUGCCAACAAUGAAGAUGAAGAAGAGGAGGUUGAAGAUAUAAAUGUUGGUGAGGACGAUAUGCUGGAUGAUGUACUUGGCCUUGAUGAUAACGAGAGAGCUGAUGAACCGACCAAGCAUGAAGAAGAUGAUGGCAGUAUUAGUAUAACAUCUAAUGCUGUUGUGGAGUAAGUGGGAGUUGGAGGUUGAAGCUGAUUUUUGUUUGGUUUCUUGAGGGAUCAGCUUUCUUUGUUAUCAGUUGGUUUAUUUUAUUUACAGUGUGUUAGAAUUGUGUGUUAGGAUUGUAUUAUUGUAGCCUGUUCACUCUUAGGUAAUUGUUGCAGCUGCGAUGACUUUCGAUAAUGUUAUGCCAUAUGACGAAGAUUUGUUA